Messenger RNA from Myotis daubentonii (Daubenton's bat), 3056 nucleotides. RefSeq names its product mesenteric estrogen dependent adipogenesis (gene MEDAG). NCBI's taxonomy places the organism in Eukaryota, Metazoa, Chordata, Mammalia, Chiroptera, Vespertilionidae. The record is from RefSeq and is a predicted model, not a curated record. Gene Ontology annotation, cellular component: cytoplasm.
GUCGCGCCCGCGGCCGGCCGGGCGGGGCGGCGCUGAGGGCGAUAAAAAGGCCGCGCGGCGCCCGCGCCGUCUCCUCUCCGCUCCGCUCCGGGCUGCAGCGCUCCUCACGGGUGGGCGGCACCGGGGAGGGCGGACCGGGACCUCCGGGGCGGCGGGAUGGCGGCGGCGGCGACGUGUGCACCCCCGGCCAGGCCCAGCCUGACAUCCAUCUCGUCGGGGGAGCUGCGCAGCUUGUGGACGUGCGACUGCGAGCUGGCCCUGCUGCCCUUGGCCCAGCUGCUGCGCCUGCUGCCCGGCGCCCUCCAGCUGCGCGGGGACCAGCUCGCCGUGCCCGGGUCCGGGGAGCCGGCUGCCACCAGCGGGGGCUUCAACGUCUUCGGCGAUGGUCUUGUGCGCCUGGACGGGCAGCUCUGCCGCCUCGGCCGCUACAUAAAGAGAUAUGUGGAACUGACCAACUACUGCGAUUAUAAAGACUACAGGGAAACUAUACUGAGCAAACCGAUGCUGUUCUUUAUUAAUGUACAGACCAGAAAAGACAUCUCAAAAGAAAGAACAUAUGCCUUCCUUGUGAACACAAGGCACCCCAAGAUAAGACGACAGAUAGAGCAAGGGAUGGAUAUGGUCAUUUCCUCAGUGAUUGGAGAAAGCUAUCGGCUCCAGUUUGAUUUUCAAGAAGCAGUAAAGAAUUUUUUCCCUCCGGGAAAUGAGGUGGUUAAUGGAGAAAAUUUGAGCUUUGCCUAUGAAUUCAAAGCUGACGCAUUAUUUGAUUUCUUCUAUUGGUUUGGGCUCAGCAAUUCCACUGUAAAGGUGAAUGGAAAAGUUCUGAAUUUGUCAAGUACAAGACCAGAAAAGAAGGAGACAAUUAAAUUAUUUCUGGAAAAAAUGAGUGAACCAUUAAUUCGAAGGAGCAGUUUCUCUGACCGAAAAUUCAGUGUAACUUCUAGAGGUUCAGUAGAUGACGUUUUUAACUGCAGCCUGUCACCCAGAUCAUCUUUGACGGAGCCUCUCUUGGCAGAAUUACCGUUUCCAAGUGUUCUGGAAUCUGAAGAGACACCUAACCAAUUUCUCUGAUUGGACUGAACAUGUCUAGUUCCUCCUACACUCCAGGCCAACUGAAGGUUGAGGGGAGGAGCGGGGAGGUGGGAGGCAGGCCUUCCACCCUCUGGUCCACCCCUCUGCUUCUCCAAGAGAGCGCUCCUCUCACAUUUCCCUGGGUGCUGCCUUGCCCUGGCAGGCUCCAUGUAGCUGACUUCAGGAUGGCCGGGCACUGGCCCCAUGGCUGGGUAUCCCCGCCUUUGAACACUUCUCCAAAGAGGUAGAGGGACCAGUGGGGUCCUGCCACCCUGAGUGCUUUGUGUAGAACCUUGGCACCCAGGGAGUUUCUUUGGCAGUCUCUGUAGGACCAGUCUGAUAUGGGCUUUGACCAUGAUGCUUCAUAAGUCACAGUUUGGCCCUCUGCUUGGGACACCCUUGUCUGAACCCGAACUUAGCCAGCACGGUAUUAGCUGUGCUGUUCUUUUGCAAACUUGGCUGGCACCUUUCACUGGAAGGCAAAUGUAUUUCUCAUCCUGCCUUAGGAGAACUAUUCUAGGUAAGGUUUACUGGCGAUUAGCCAGGUUGGCUGGAUGGCAGCCCUGCCACCUGCUGCCUAAAAUUUGAACUCCCUUGGCCUCCCUCUUAACAAAGUGGCUGAUGUAGAAAGAGGCCAAGUGAUGUGCAAUGAAACAGUGACAGGGGAAGGAUCAUGAUUAUAGCAGUGUCCUCUUUCUAUACAGAAAUGAUAUGAAAGCACAUUAUGUCAGUUGGGUAUUAUUAUUAUUAUUUACUUUUUUAUUGAAUUUAUGAGGGUGACAGCCUAUCUAAUAAAAGAGUAAUAUGCAUGUUGACCAUCACUCCAGCACACAAGAUGGGGGUGACCAGGCCUGCAGGGGAGGGCAGUUAGGGGCAAUCAGGCCAGAAGGGGAGCAGUUAGGCAUUGAUCAGGCUGGCAGGGGAGUGGUUAGGGGCAAUCAGGCAGGCAGGCAGAUGAGUGAUUGGGAGCCAGCAGUCCUGGAUUGUGAGAGGGAAGUCUGACUGUAGGCCCGAUAUGGACACAAGAUGGCUGGCAGGGGAGGGAAGUUGGGGGGACCCAGGCCUGCAGGGGAGGACAGUUGGGGGGGGGACCAGGUCAGCAGGGGAGAGCAGUUAGGGACAACCAGGCCAGCAGGGAGGGCAGUUGGGGAUGACCAGACUAGCAGGGGAGGGCAUUUCAGGGCGACCAGGCUGGCAACAAAGGGCAGUUAGGGGUGACCAGGUCAGCAGGGGAGGACAAUUGGGGGUGACCAGGCCUGCAGGGGAGGGCAGUUAGGGGCAAUCGGGCCAGCAGGGGAGCAGUUAGACAUCGAUCAGGCUGGCAGGGGAGUGGUUAGGGGCAAUCAGGCAGGCAGGCAGAUGAGUGAUUGGGAACCAGCGGUCCUGGAUUGUGAGAGGGAUGUCUGACUGUAGGCCUGAUCCCGGGCUGUCAGACAUCCCUCGAGGGGUCCCAGAUUGGAGAGAGUGCAGGCUUGGCUGAGGGAUACACAACCCCCAUGCACAAAUUUCGUGCACUGAGCCUCUAGUUGGUUAAUAAAAUGAUAUAGGUUUCAGGUGUACAAUUCUAAUAUACAUCAUCUCUAUAUUGUAUUGUGUGUUUACCACUCCAAAUGAAGUCUCCUUCCAUCACCAUUUAUACCCCUAAUACUAGUUGGUAUUUUACAUAAGCCUUUAACAAUCCUAACACUAAGAGCAAAAUAAAAGAAAGCUACAACAUUACCACAAUACAUUGUUAAAUCAAUCCAUUUCUCACCUAUAGCUACAAUGGAAUUCUUCAAAAAGAAAAAAAGAUCCUAUCUAAAUAUAAAAGCUGAUUGAGUAAAUCAUUCCAUAUGCUUAUAAUGAGAAAUACUUAUGAAUCCUGAGUAUAAUUUUUCUAUCCUUGAAAAAAAGUCCUGGUAUUUCAAUAGCAUUACCAAUUAUCUUUUUUACAUUUGAAAUGUUAUGUACUAUCUUUGUGCAAUUAAAACUUUCUUAUAAUUCAA